Molecule: messenger RNA, 478 nt
Organism: Psammomys obesus (fat sand rat)
Lineage: Eukaryota; Metazoa; Chordata; Mammalia; Rodentia; Muridae
Gene: Ndufb2
Product: NADH:ubiquinone oxidoreductase subunit B2
Exons: 4
Coding region: 67-384 (105 amino acids)
Cellular component (GO): mitochondrial inner membrane
Source: RefSeq, a predicted model, not a curated record
CGGGACUCGGGGAAGUGACGCAUCGGGGUGGGCGAGCUGGGGACGUGCUCUCAGUGCUCGGCUAGUAUGUCUGCACUGACGCGGCUGGCACCUUUCGGUCGUGUCGGAGGCCGCCUGCUCCGGGGCUGCCGCGCGCGGGCGAUUGGAGACGGUGGAGUCCGUCAUGCUGGCGGCGAUGUGCAUAUUCAGCCACGGUACAGGGAGUUCCCCCAACUUACCCGGUCCCAGGUGAUCCAGGGUGAGUUCUUAAGCUCCCUCAUGUGGUUCUGGAUUCUCUGGCGCUUUUGGCAUGACUCGGAUUCUGUGCUGGGUCACUUUCCAUAUCCAGAUCCUUCACAGUGGACAGAUGAAGAAUUAGGCAUCCCUCCUGAUGAUGAAGACUAAAAGAGUAAACAAGUACAAGAGCCAGGUGAGAUGUUUCCAGAAAUCACAGACUUCAUAUUAGAAGUUGUAAAUUAAAAUGGCUUGCCAAAAAUUU